This is a messenger RNA of Drosophila ananassae, 796 nucleotides long. RefSeq lists its product as uncharacterized. Bases 49 to 594 code for a protein of 181 amino acids. The transcript is spliced from 3 exons. Lineage: Eukaryota; Metazoa; Arthropoda; Insecta; Diptera; Drosophilidae. The record is from RefSeq and is a predicted model, not a curated record.
CAACUUCCCCGUCAACGACAGUUGUUUCUGGCGGCUCAGUGGAGCAAGAUGGGCAAGGGCCUGGGCCUCAGCUGUGCAAUCCUAGCACUCGGUGCCUUUAUAGCCUGCUUCGGGGCCCUGCAUCUCCUUAACCAGAUCGUGCAGUUGAGCGAUGGCACUUUGAGGAAUCACGAGACCCUCUCCAAGGGCAGUGCUCGCUGUAAGAAGGUCCUGGAGGUCGACCAGACGGAUGCCCCUCAUCUCAGCUGGCUGGAACUGAUCUACAUGCGCUGGACAGUGGUCUUCGCUCUGCUGUACUCCUUCGCCGUGAUGCUCCUGCUUCGGGCCAAGUACUUGAGCAACUUUGAGAUCAACUUGGCCACCUCCAACACGAUGAUGGUAGUGGGCUUUGUGCUGUCGGCGGUUCUGUUCUCGGGCACUGUGAUGAUCCACCAGCGGGAGCCGUUCGUGGACGCCUGGUGCAAUGACUUCAUCUACGUGUACAUGUACUUCAUUGCCCUGACCACCGGAGUGGCGGUGGCCUUCUUCCUGAGCCACUCCUGCCACCAGCAUCGCUCCCAGGUGAGGCGUGACGAGUGGGGUAUGCGAAUUUAAGCGCGAUAAUUUAAAAAACGAUAGCACUUUUCCCCAAGCGGAAGGAUAUGCAAGGACCUGAUAGCUCCCUAAUUCCUUUCCAAAAUUUAAAUUCUUCAAAUUUAAACCCCUAUCCUAAAAAAAAAAACAAAUCUUCAAACAAAAUGAACCUAAUUACCAUUUUAUUUCUUAAAAAAAAGGUCAAUAAAGUAAAAUUUAUCAA